Scomber scombrus (Atlantic mackerel) is the source of this 1988-nucleotide messenger RNA. It is a transcript of the gene foxk2b, whose product is annotated as forkhead box K2b. Gene Ontology annotation, molecular function: RNA polymerase II cis-regulatory region sequence-specific DNA binding; protein binding; DNA-binding transcription factor activity, RNA polymerase II-specific. The record is from RefSeq and is a predicted model, not a curated record. Gene Ontology annotation, biological process: regulation of transcription by RNA polymerase II. Lineage: Eukaryota; Metazoa; Chordata; Actinopteri; Scombriformes; Scombridae.
AUGGCCGUGGUGAGCGGAUCGUCUGGGCCGGUUGCCCGGCUUGAGGGCCGCGAAUUCGAAUACAUGAUGAAGAAGCGCUCGGUGACGGUCGGCCGGAACUCUUCGCAGGGCUCCGUGGACGUCAGCAUGGGACAUUCGAGCUUCAUUUCCCGGCGUCACUUGGAGAUAUUCACCGCUAGCGACGACGGAGGUGCCGGCAACGGAGACUUCUACCUGCGGUGUCUCGGUAAAAACGGGGUGUUUGUGGACGGCGUGUUUCUGAGACGGGGUGCACCUCCUCUGCAGCUACCAAGAAUGUGCACUUUUCGGUUCCCCAGCACAAACAUCAAGAUCACAUUCACAGCUUUGUCCAGCGGGAAGAAGGUGAAGCGUGAAGCGCCCGAGUCCCCAGUGAAACCAGUACAGCCCCAGAUCUCCCCACUGACCAUCAACAUUCCAGAUAACAUCGCUCACCUAAUGAGCCCGCUGCCAUCGCCUACUGGCACCAUCAGUGCUGCUAACUCGUGCCCCUCCAGCCCGCGGGGCGCAGGCUCUUCAGGCUACAGGAUGGGAGGUCGGAUGGUCAGCUCUGCAGAGCUGCAGCUUAUGAACGACAACUCCCAGCCUGAGAACGACAAAGAUGCCUCUGGAGGUGACAGUCCAAAGGACGACUCCAAACCUCCGUACUCCUAUGCACAGCUGAUAGUCCAGGCCAUAACGUUGGCUCAGGACAAGCAGCUCACACUAAACGGUAUCUACAAUCACAUCACAAAGAAUUAUCCCUACUACAGAACUGCAGACAAGGGCUGGCAGAACUCGAUCCGUCACAAUCUAUCGUUGAACCGUUACUUCAUCAAAGUGGCGCGGUCGCAGGAGGAACCCGGCAAAGGCUCGUUCUGGAGGAUAGACCCGUCCUCGGAGGGAAAGCUCAUCGAGCAGGCCUUCAGGAAACGAAGGCCCCGGGGCGUUCCCUGCUUCAGGACCCCACACGGACCCCUGUCCUCCAGGAGCGCCCCGGCCUCUCCCAACCACUCGGGGGUUCUCUCAGCUCACUCCAGCGGCGUCCAGACCCCCGACAGCCUAUCACGAGAGGGCUCCCCGGUCCCUCUGGAGCUGGAGACCUCGGCUCCGGCCCCGGUGCCAACCGCGGCGGUCCAGCCCAAACUGGCAGAUCAGGAAGCACGCUUUGCACAAAACACACCAGGCUCGCCUGCUAACAACCAGCCGGUACUCAUAGCAGUCCAGCGCCAGUUACCUCAAACCAUUAAGCCAGUGACUUACACCAUGGCCUCCCCAGUGAGCACCAGCACCUCCGGGCCCGCUGUCCAGACGGUCCACGUCCUGCAGCAGAUCCCCGCCGGCUCCCUCAGCUCCGUCAUCGCCCAGCAGGCCACCAUCAUCAAGAGCGAGCCGCAGGAGAACGGGGAGCACACGGAGGUCAAAGUCAAAGUGGAGACGGUCCCCACCAUCACCUCUAUAGGAGGCUCCAGUCGCAUCAUCCAGACCUCCCAGUCGGCCGCUCCCCUGCAGACUGUUACCAUCUUGCAGCAGGCUCCCAUCGGCCAGCACCAGCUGCCCAUUAAGGCCAUCACACAGAACGGCACCCACAGCAUCACCACUGCCAUCCAGGGACCCAUCAGCUCAGCUCCAGCUGUGGCGAGCCCCCUCCACCUGCUGGCGGCCCACGCCUCCGCCUCGGCCUCGCUCCCCACCAAACGGCAGAACGGAGACCAGCUGGCCAGCGAACAGCCGGACGCCAAGCGCAUCAAAUCAGAGGCCGACUCCGCCGCCGCCUCGACCCCGGCACAGUCGGACUCAUCGGCAGCUAACGACCAAGGCGGCCAACUCAACUAGUCUGUACCACCACCACCCAUCACCACAGCAACCCCAACCCACCCCCCCUCUUCACCACCACCUUCUCUUCUCUUCUCUUCUCUCUCUCUUUCUCUUUCGUCCCCGUCGUUUCUUUUUAUUUGUCUUCCUUCUACCACUGACUCCCGAGGUGCCAA